Messenger RNA from Mercenaria mercenaria, 1305 nucleotides. Its product is annotated as zinc finger protein 862-like. The record is from RefSeq and is a predicted model, not a curated record. The coding region runs from base 1 to 1305 and encodes 434 amino acids. The transcript has a single exon. Lineage: Eukaryota; Metazoa; Mollusca; Bivalvia; Venerida; Veneridae.
AUGGGCUUCAGUUCCGACGGUGCUGCCUUGAUGGUUGGCAAACAAAAUGGUGUUGCAUAUAGACUGAAAUCUGAUAGUCCAUAUAUGUUAGAUAUGCACUGCACAGCGCACAGAUUAGCACUCUCUAGUCUUGAUGCCGCAAAGUCCGUGAAAGAAGUGCGAUACUUUGAAAGCAUGUUACAUACACUGCAUACUUAUUUCAGUAGAUCUAGUAAAAGGCUUGAGCACUUGCGCGCUUGGCAGGAUGUUUUGGAAGACCCAAAGAUUAAGGUGUUGCCAGUUCAUCAAGUGAGAUGGCUUAGUUUUGCAAACUGUGUAACAAAUGUUCGAAGAACACUACUGUCACUCCUAAAAUCUCUGGAAAGUGACAUAGACGAUGACGUCAUGGCAUCGUCAUUAUUUAGUGCAAUGUCAGCAUACAAAUUUCUGUUUUUGACGCACUUUUUCAGUGACAUCAUGGCAGAUAUUGCUACUGUUUCAAGGCAAUUUCAAAAGCGUGAUAUAAGUUACGGAGACUUGAAACAAUCACUGUCCGCCAUUUGCGAUUCUAUAGAGCAGCAGUAUUUGGUCGAAAAUGCAAAUUAUGGUACGCAUUUACGUGAAUUCCUAGAUACUUACGAAAAUGCAGAGGAGUUUCACGGAAUUGAGAUAAAACGAUCUCAUAGAGAUGUUAGGUUACUUGUUGCAGUGUCUGAAUUCGCAGAUAUUCUCAGAAAUAGUCUGAUUGCAAGGUUUCCAAAGCUUGAUAUAUGGGAAGCGAUGUCGAUUUUUUGCCCAGACACGUUUCCAAAGUCAGUAAAAGAGAAGGCUAAUUUUGGUUUGAAAAAGUUGACAGUGCUGACUGAUCAUUUUGGCAGGCAAAGAGGAAGUUGUGCACCCCCUAUAAACGCAAACGAAGCAAAGAGGGAGUGGCCUCUUUUUAAAAACCACAUGUUUGCGCUAUCAGAGGGCAAUGAAAAUGCAGAGGAUAUCCUAACAGGUGCCUCUCUCGCCGAGAAAAUGAUCAGGUCAGGCAGGAUCAGAGAAGAGUUUCCACAAAUGAUCAAGCUCAUGACUAUCUGUAGAGUACUGCCAGUAAGUUCUGUGGAAUGUGAAAGAGGUUUUUCGGUACAAAACCUCAUCAAGACACGGACGAGAUGUAGCCUUAACAUCGAAUUAUUAGAUGAAUUAAUGCGUAUCUCAAUCAAUGGACCAAAACUGCAGGCAUUCAACCCACUGCCUAUAUAUCGCAUGUGGCGUGACAAAAAACAAAGACACAUUUUUGUAAACACACAAAAGCAGGACAAACUGGUGGAAAAAAUAUAG